AACGGACACAAAUUGACUCACGCCUCAAAGAAGCCCCACGGUUGUCGUAUCUGUGAGAAAUCUUACAGUGAUGCGCGUUCCCUGCGCCGUCACUAUGAGAACGCCCACCCGGAUGAGUAUGAUCUCUGGCGAGCCGCCGAGGAAGCUGAGACCCAACUCUCCGCUGUAGUUGAGGCCGCUGCUGCAGCCGCGUCUUGCAGCGUGUCCGGAUCCGCGUCCGGUCCUACUGCUGCUGCGGUGGUCAGUGGUGCCUCCAAUACCAACAAUCUGACUCAACAUCUCGUCGCUGAUAAAGUGACCAAUGGGAGGAACUCCCCCUGGUUUUCCUCAGCCGCCGGUUCUGUGAACAGUGCAACUAGCGGUGGUGACGCAGGUGGCGGUGACGGUGGAGGUGGUAGCAGUGGCCGAGUGAGCCCCGUCAUCUCUGAGCGACUCAAGGCCGUGCUUAUGGCCAUGCCCCUCGAAGCUCCUCGUGUGGUCCCGUGUGCAUUUUGUCCUAGGCGCUUCAAGAACCAGUCGGCGUUGAAUGGCCACAUGCGACUGCAUGGUGGCUAUGGUCUUAUUCAUGCCACACCUGUAUCCUCGACUUCCGUCUCAUCAACUUCUGGCGGUGGCGCCAAAUCAUCGAAAUCACUCCAAGGGACAUCUACACCUCCAAGACUAUCUCUGCCUGGGUCGAACACGAUGUCGAGAGUAAAGAAGCAAUCCUCUCAUGGUCACCAGUUGUCAGUGGGACUGGGGAGUCAGUCUACAAAUGAGCCCUUCCGUCCGCUUCGUGAUUUACCCGAUACUAAAUCAGAGGGUUCAUCAUCGAGUCUCUUCGAUUGGCCUUGUGGCCCGGUUAGCACGCUACCUGUAAUCAGCACAGAAGCUCUCUGUGCCUCGUCUACUGUAGCUUCCAUAACGACAUCUCGUUCGAUUCGUCCGUGGCCAGCUCAUUCUGGCCAGCUAUCUCAACAACAAUCGUCCUCCAAUCACUAUAGUGUUAUCAGACAGAGUCUCCCACGGCCGCAUUCGGAAUUGCACUUCAAUGAGGCGACAGGCGCCCACUCACCCUAUCGUGGUUUAGGUGGUGAUACUAGUAGUACCAACUUUCGAAAGCGACCUUCUUCAACAACCUUUAGUGGUUCAUCCCCACCCACUCAGUUGCAUCAGUUUCGUUCCGCACCGCAAGACUCAAUGUGGUUUUCACCUCAACAUCAUCCAUCUCACCAACCAUCACUUCGCACAAUUAGAAAUGAUCCAACGUCGUCGGUAGAUCCUAUCUUUAAUAACCUGCGUCUAUUUGACACUGUACCAAGUGCCGCGUCAUUCAGGCAUCAGGGGAGUCGAUAUAUAUCCCGCUUGGCUCCACCUCAACCACCAUCGCACACCUUCUCACAUCCAAGUGGAGGCGAAGAUUACAGUGGGUCUAAGCUCGAGUCUCUUCCAAUGUUUGGCAACACAGCAUCAAGUGAGCAACCUUCGCAUCAUCAACAGUCGGGGUUCUUUCAAUCUGGUUCCUAUCCAAAUCUCCAUGGAAUCGGUAGUGGCACUGCUGUGGAUCGUCCUGCUGCUCAACCACAUUACUCUCCAAUUACUCCAGCUUCAGGAGGAUUUGGAGGGAAUUCGAACUCGGCAUCGAGUGCUUUCACAUUUCCUCCGACGGACGCUCUAUUAGCCUCGACGUCCACACCUUCACCUCCACCGAUCUCUCAGCAAGGUAUUCGACAGCAGCAUCAGCAGCAGCAGCAAUUCCUUUGUCCAUGUCCGCCGAGCAGAUCAAACGCCUUUGUGGACUCGAAUAAGUGGCUAAGUCAUGAGCCACAUUCAGUUGAACCGAUGCUAUCAUCUCCUCUCUUGGGACAAUUCUCAUCGCCACCGCCGCCACCACCAACAGCUCAACAAUCAAUGAAUCUGACGCCGAGCUAUCAACAGCAACACGAAAAUGUCAAACAGCAGCCCCCUCGUCUCUACACUCCAGUUCAGACCCAGCAGCAGCCACAAGAAAACGUCGAGGACACCUCGAGGGGCUCUGAUUUCUACCAACAACAACAACAACCACUACAUUCAGUGUACGACCAUCGUCCUAAACCCAUCUGCUCACACACGGGCUAUGACAGUUCACUAAUGCGUCAUCCAAUGACUCCACAACAUACCACCACUGGAAUACAGCCACGUGCAUACUCCUACUGCACUAAUUCAACUCAGGCAGCCUACUCGGUGCCUGUAAUGCCAAACAGAGAACGUGUUUUCUUCCCUGAUGACUCAGAUCCUCUCUUGCUUGCGGAUGAAGAUCCUGGUCCCAUCAGUAGGCUUCUACCACCUCCUCAGCAAGCAAUAGACCAGACUCAACCAAUGCCGAAUCAAAUUUCACCGCAGCAGCAAAUGCAACCUAGUCAAUGCUUUGAGUUGAGCUGUGUUCCAACGCACAAAUACGCUCAACAACAGCACAACAGUGUAGGUAAAAAGGAGGAUGCAGGGAGUAGUAAUACGGAAGAAAUUUUCAGAAAUCCACCUCCUCUAACGCAACAAUCAACUCUAUCGAAUCAGUCUUUGUCUUCGCAAAUUCAUCUGCCUUCAUUAUCGUCGGUUACUGCAGCACAGUCACCUACUUCAUCGCCUGGAGUCAGUGGUGCUACUCUGAAGAAAGUGAAAAAGAAGCCGGAACCCAUCGUAAUUCCCUCGUUCACCCAUCGAAUCAACCCCUCACGUCUGCGUUCACCUCGUCUCUCAGCCGCAAACAGUGUUGGUGUCUCCAAUACCGAACUCAACGCCCUUCUCCCUCUGAAGGGUGGCCAGUCAACGAGUAGAGGUCUUUCACUCAAUGGAAUGUUGGAAUCCCUUCCCUACACUCCACCCCCCAUGCUCUCGCCUAAUCGUCGGGGUUCUGGUCUCUUCUCUUCAAUGAUUGCUCGCUCCAGGCGUCCACCACGCACUGCCACAGCUGCAUCUGCAGCCAGUCUUUCCCGCCUUAGAACAUGUCGGGCAAGCAUUCCCUCUGGAUUGAGUAGUGUUGAUGAUAGUAGCCCAAUGGUGAUAGCGUCAGAAAUGAACUUGAUCGGUAACGUCCCAGAGGGUGCAAAUGCCGCUGCCCAUAGUGCAAACAGUGGUGGUGUUGUUGGUAACACAGGUCGACAAAUUGAGAAGAGCUUCUUGGCUCUAGCGAGGCGAAGCGGGAUUUCUCCCGGUGCAUCACCUAAAUCUGCUCCAGCUUUCAUGAAAAAUGCGGCAUAUUUCUCUUCAGAGACCUCAUUGAAUAAUAUGUGUGGCGGCGGUGAUGACAUAGCUCCUCCCACGGUUCCUAUGCGUGCAACGAUGCUUGGAGGUGAUGAAGUCGAGUGUCCUAGGCCUUCUUCCAAAGCUCUCUUCUUUGCUGAUGAAGAUGAUGAGGCAUUAGCUUCAAUGCUAGAUACUGCAGCGGCGGCAGCAGCUGCUGUUGAAGAUAGUCACCAAAUUCCUGAAGUGGUCAUCCCUGAUUCCUCUGAGGCAGGUGCUCUUCAUGGGGAUGCGGUGGUGACCACCAUUCCUGCUCUCAAUAGGUCAAAUUUCUCUCCUAUCCCUCAUGGCACCGAUACGCCCUCGUCGCCUUCUUGCCAUUGUUGUGCUGAUGUUUCCCCCGCAAUCCCACAGGUUGAAGAAAUGGAUUAUGAUGAGGAUGUUGACUCUGUUGAUAGCAUUGUGGAAGAUAUCGGUGUGCCUAGUAACUUUGAACCAAAAAUUAAUAUUGGUGCGGAGUACCAGGUUGACGUGCCAGAGUUUGCUGAAGGCUGUGUAAGAGAUCUAUAUCGUGAAGAGAAUCGUUUCUACGAGUCGUUAUUAUGGGAUCCGCGGAAUAUUGAUGACAAUGACCCAAAGACCGAGGAGUCUUUGGCCAACCUCAUGAAUCUUGCCCGCUCUCCUGUUGUGAGGAACUGUGGACUAAAUAUGGAGUAUACUUUCCAUCUCCUUUGUAAAUUUCAUGGUGACUUUGAAAUGACUCUUCGUACACUGUUGCAUGAAUCCUUUACAAUUUUCGAUCGGGUCUAUUCUGAAACUGAAUACUGGACGACAGAAGAGAUCGAGAAAUUCCAGAGUAGUCUUCGUAGACCCUAUAAAAAAGACUUUCAUCAUGUUUCUGCAGAACUAAGAGCCUGUGGAAUGAAUAAAUCCGUUAAGGCGUGUGUUGAGUUCUACUAUGUUUGGAAACGAAUGAAUACUCCACAUGAAGUCAAGCGCUAUCGAGGUAGAGUUCAUUGCAAGAGCGUUCCAACAAGGAGUGAUAGACAAACCGUCGAAGAUCCGCCUCCUCUUAAUCAUCAAGCCAAUGAUCUCUACGGUCUUCCCAACCUUGACAACAACUCCCUCGACCUUGACAUGCCACCAACUCCUGAUUUGGGUGUUGACGAUAACAAUUCCUCCUCGACAUCAUACAAUCUGCGCCGAAAACAUAACGAUCUGCCCCCUACCAUUAACCGUGAAUUCGAUGACCUUGAACUCAAAUCAUCGUCUACUGGUAAUGAGUCUUCAGCUAUUGCGACUGUAGUUGGAGGCGUGGAAGGGGGGUUCCUCUGUCGCCAAUGCGGUCGCAGUUUUGCCAAAGUUAAGAGCAGGAAUGCUCACAUGAAGUCCCAUGCGACUUCUGCACACAGCAAGCAACCAAGCCAAUAG
This is a messenger RNA of Rodentolepis nana, 4629 nucleotides long. The record is from the annotation of a GenBank genome assembly. NCBI's taxonomy places the organism in Eukaryota, Metazoa, Platyhelminthes, Cestoda, Cyclophyllidea, Hymenolepididae.